AUGUAUACUUCUGCCACUACUAUUUGCCCGUCCUCACCUCGCUGCAAGGAACACAGGAAGAUUUGGAUGGGCAGAAAGGCCAAGUACAAUAAAGAAAGAAGGGAUGAAAUCGGAGCUGCGAAGAGUCGCAGCUGUGAAAAGUCCUUGAUGUGGGGAGUGAAGAAUUCCUGCACAAGGGGCGUCACCCUGAUUGGCUGCCACUCAAUCCACUGUUGCCACUCCCUCUGCGUGCAGGCCAUGGACCGCUGCCAUCGCAUUGGUCAGUCGAAGCCCGUGCUCGUGCUGCGACUGGCUACCAGCCACUCGGUGGAAGGGAAAAUGCUGCGUAGGGCGUCAAACAAGAUGGCGCUGACACGGCUGGUCAUCAAGAAGGGGGCAUUCAGGGGUGACAAGGAAGCCAAGAGCGCGCGCUCCUCCCUGGCCUCGGACGAGCUCCUGCAGCUCUUGAAGGCCGACAUCUCGCUCGACGACGUGCCCCAGAGCGGUGAGGUGUCCGAUGACAUCAUGGACCAGCUUCUGGACAGGACCGAUGAUGUCACCCAUGCCCGCAUCCCCGCGGCGGGCGUCGGCUACGAAAUCGUCCAACAGCAGGGGUGCACGGACGUGCUGUCGACGGUGACUCGCGACGAACCGUACAAGCAGGUGGACGAACCGUAUGAGCAUGUCGUUCAGGCGACUCCCCCUCGCAAGCGGUGGAGGAGUCCAAGACGCAGGGUCCUUUCACCUCGCAGAGAUAAUGGCGUGGGUGACAUCGGAAAUGGGCAGAGCGUCAGCCCGGGGAGGAUGGGCACCCGCAGUCAGGGGUUCGGGCGCCGUGGACUUGGGUCGGGGGCAUUAGUGGGAUCCUCGUCCUGCAGAGUUCGGUAG
Messenger RNA from Ostreobium quekettii, 867 nucleotides. The record is from the annotation of a GenBank genome assembly. Lineage: Eukaryota; Viridiplantae; Chlorophyta; Ulvophyceae; Bryopsidales; Ostreobiaceae.